Molecule: messenger RNA, 1098 nt
Organism: Aspergillus japonicus CBS 114.51
Lineage: Eukaryota; Fungi; Ascomycota; Eurotiomycetes; Eurotiales; Aspergillaceae
Gene: swc5
Product: putative Swr1p complex component (Swc5)
Exons: 2
Coding region: 1-1098 (365 amino acids)
Source: RefSeq, a predicted model, not a curated record
AUGGCGCCCGACCCAGAAGUCACCCCCGCAGCAGCCGACCUACUCAUUGAAGAAGAAGAAGAAGAGUACAACUCCGACUCGGACUCGGACUUCCAACUCGACGACGAUUUCGCCGCCCAGAAAGACGACGAUGCCGGCCUAACCUCGUCGGACGAGGAGGACAACGACGAGGCAGCAGCAGCAGCAGACGGACAACCCAAGGCGAAACGGCGGAAGACCACCACUACCACGCUAGAUUCCGCUGCGACUGCCGAGUUAGACUCCGGCGACGAGGCUACGAUCCGGAAAGACAAAGCGCAGCGGAAGACUGAAGAUGGGGAGGAGGAAGAGGGAGGCACGGGGGGCUUUGUCCGUACGCGGGCUAUGAAGAUGCGCGCUCAAGACGAACGCAAACCCCUCGCCAAGAUCGACGGCGCGACCGUGGACGUGGACGCGCUCUGGGCGAUGAUGAAUGCACCGGAGAACAACGGCGGACUGCACGCGGGCAGCGGCGGGAAGAACGACGGCGGCGCACCAGCGACACAGAGUGGCGACGACGUGGAGAUGCAAGAACCCUCCUCCACCGAAACAGAUCCCCAGACAAAACAGUCGCAGAAACCGUCCGAAUACGCCGAGGAGAUGGUCAAGAUCAAGCGCACCUACAAGUUCGCCGGGGAGAUGAUCACGGAGGAGAAGAUCGUGCCGAAAGACUCGGCCGAGGCGAAGCUGUACCUCGCCAACCAUGGCGAUGCGAAUGUCGAGACGAUCGAUGCCACCACCACCACCGCCACCGAGGACGUGGCGAUCAAGCUACGCAGGCCGCUGCGCCGGGUCUCGCGGUUCGACCCCAACCCGACCGGGGCGAUCAAGAAGAGCUGGGAGAAGCAGCCUGCCGCCGAAAUCACCGGGCAGGACGAGAACGCCCGCGGCCCGAAGAUCAAUACGGUCGAGAAGUCGCGGAUGGACUGGGCUGCGUAUGUGGAUAGUGCGGGUCUCAAGGACGAGCUCAAGGUGCACAGCAAGGCCAAGGAGGGCUUCCAUGGCCGCAUGGAGUUCCUGGACCGCGUGGGUGCGAACAUCGAGGAGGAGAGGCGGAAUGCGCGUCUGAAGGGACUGUGA